AUGGCACACGUCGAUGUUCCAGCGACGCAAAAGGCCUUCGUGCCAUUAGGUUUGCCCUCACCUCAAAACCCCCGCCCCCAAAAUGGCCUCGAAUCCCAAACUAACCCCUCACCCCCAGAAAAUAACCCAGAAGUCAUGUCACACCUAGUACACCAACUCGGCCUCGCCCCAACAUUUGGCUUCACCGAUGUAUUCUCCAUCGACGAACCCGAUCUCCUUGCCUUUGUCCCCCGCCCCUCCCAAGCCCUCCUCCUCGUCUUCCCCGUCUCACAAACCUACGAAGCCUCGCGCGAAAUCGAAGACGCCUCUAAACCAACCUACACGGGCUCCGGGCCCUCGGAGCCUGUAAUGUGGUUCAAGCAAACUAUACGGAACGCAUGCGGGCUGAUCGGGCUGCUGCAUGCAGUUUCAAACGGCGAGGCCCGGAAACAUGUCGUCGCCGGCUCGAAUUUGGAUACGUUGCUUCGCGAAGCGGAAGGACUAGAGCCGAUCCAACGGGCGGAUCUGCUUUACGAUAGUAAGGCGCUGGAGAGUGCGCAUGCUGAUGCGGCGAAGCUGGGGGAUACGGCUGCGCCGGCGGCGGAAGAUAAUGUCGAUUUGCAUUUCGUUGCUUUUGUUCGGGGGGUUGAUGGGACCCUUUGGGAGUUGGAUGGGAGAAGGAAGGGGCCUUUGGCUAGAGGUGUUUUGGAGGACGGGGAGGAUGCGCUUAGUGAGGCUGCGUUGGAGUUGGGGGUGAGGAGGUUUUUGAAGAUGGAGGCGCAGGGAGGGAAUCCGGAUUUGAGGUUUAGUUUGGUGAGUUUGGGGCCGUUGUUUGAUUAG
This is a messenger RNA of Penicillium digitatum Pd1, 819 nucleotides long. NCBI's taxonomy places the organism in Eukaryota, Fungi, Ascomycota, Eurotiomycetes, Eurotiales, Aspergillaceae. The record is from RefSeq and is a predicted model, not a curated record.